Messenger RNA from Rubroshorea leprosula, 1277 nucleotides. The record is from the annotation of a GenBank genome assembly. NCBI's taxonomy places the organism in Eukaryota, Viridiplantae, Streptophyta, Magnoliopsida, Malvales, Dipterocarpaceae.
GGUCAGUAGACCAAUAAGUCGUGGACAAUUAUUACGACUUUCUUCUAUCUCUAUUUUAUGUGAAGAUUUUUCAUUUCUCUCUUCUUCUUUUUGUGCCACAUUCAAGCAAGAAAAGAGUUAUUCUUUUUAGCAGUUGAUUCAAAGCCGCAAAAAUCAAUUGCUACAAAAGCCAGUUAACGGGGGUAAUGGCGGAUGAAAUAAGGACCAGGGUUUGCGCUCGCAUAGAGGGGAAGCUGCAAGCACUUUCUUCAACAUUUUCGGAGCAUACCAUUUUUAGAGUGCCUCGCCGACUACAUGAGGUGAAUGAAAAAGCCUAUGAACCAGAAAUCAUCUCAAUUGGUCCUUAUCAUCGUGGCAAAAAUCACUUGGAGAUGAUGGAAGUGCACAAGGUUCGCUUCUUAGGAAUGCUUCUUCGCCGAACAAAUGGGCAUACUGCGGAACCAUUUGUAGCAGCACUGAGAGGUAUGGUGGAAAAAGCCCGUAACUGUUAUUCAGAACCUUCAAGUAUUAGCACAGAAGACUUCCUAGAAAUGUUGGUGCUUGAUGGAGGCUUUAUUGUUGAGUUAAUGCACCAAUUAUUUGAUCGUAACAUGGAUGAGUAUGUCUUUAGAUUGGAGUCAACUUUCUCCGGGGUUUUGCAUGAUUUGAUUCUAUUUGAGAACCAACUUCCUUUCUUUGUGCUUUGGGAGCUGUUUGGUCUAAUGAGGGGAAAUGAGAGAGAAAUUUUUGUUAGGCGUCUUCUACUACUCUUCUGUCGCAGGAUGCCAGGACUAAGAGUUAAUGUUGUCUAUGACAAUACUUCAAUUGAAAAUGUCAAGCAUUUACUAGACUUGGUACAUGGGAAUUGGCUUCCUUCAAGAGAAGUAACGGAGCAUUACUCGCAAGCACCAGAAGAUAGCAAUUGCUCAUUUAUACGUUCUGCUACAGAGCUUAAAGAGGCUGGAAUUCGGUUCAAGAGGGGUGAAGGAAAUAGCUUGUUUGACAUAAAGUUUAGAAAUGGGGUACUCGAGAUUCCUAUGAUAAAAAUUACAGAUUACACAGAGAGUUUGUAUCGUAAUGUCAUUGUCUGUGAACAAUUUGAGAAAGAAGAUCCAAAAUACUUAACUGAAUUUACCACGUAUUAUCUAGAGAAGUGUUAAUUAUGAGGUUCUUUAAGAUUUUUUUGUAUUACUAAAUUAGGUAAAUUUAUAUAGCCUAUGCUAAAUUUCUUCAUUAGUUUUCUUUUAUUUUUCCUAUUUCUCUUCUACCCAACCGAUUAAUGAAAUUUAAUGAUGGUG